UGCAGACCUUCUCUUUUUUCCCGUUUGGUGACAACAGGGCCGCCUGGGGUGUCGGUGAGAUGCACAAACAGCUGCCGAGAUGGUAUCGAUCACCACAGAUCUGUCACCUGACUCACCUCCCUGACCGGCUCUGAUCUGACGAGUUGAGGUGAGAUAAGGCGGGCAGGAGAGUCUGAUGACCACAGUGGUUUCUGUGUGUUGGUGGCAGAUUUCCGGCACUCUCCGACAGAGGAGGACAGCCCUGUACCGCAGGUAUCUGAGACCAUCAGGGGCAGCCAAGCCGCCGACAGAGGUGCGCGAAGGCAAAGAAAGCCGCUCGGAUGUUCACAGAUCGAUGAGGCGCCACACAUGCAUUCGCUCAUAUGUGGGUGUGCAGAUGUCGGGUGCUGGUGAUGAUGAAGGUGGUGCCGCUAGCUCUGACGAGGCAUCCUCAUCGUCAUCGACGAGAGGGUCGUCGCAUUUCCGGCAACACUCAGUCACACACUACAGGGUAAGAGGACAGCAAGAAGAGCAGCCAAGAAAGGCAAAGAAAGACUCGAAAAGCUCAAAAAUUUUGUUCGUGUCUGACGAUGUGUGGCUGCAGAUCUCUCACACGACGCCUCGCUCAGACCCCAGGACAGUCAGUAUGCAGCCCACUCGCACACCGCCCGCCUCCCGUCCCGCCAGCCCUCCGCUCUUCCAGCCCGCCGACCUCCUUGACAUCGCCAUCAGCAAGGCGGCUGAAAUGGCAAUGUCACCCGACCCCAACAGACGCGCCGCUCUCCACUCACAGAUCAGCAGCAGCGAUCCUGAUGAUGAGAACACGGUGCUCCAUGAGGCGAGGCGCCACGUCGAGAAGGCCUUGGGUCCUCUCGGCCUGCAAGACGUUUUGGCCUUUGACAUCGGCGAUGAUCUGGAGGCCGUCUUGAAAUUCGUCUAUCUGAUUGAGCGGGGCAGUGACGGGGAGUGGCGAGCGGUGGGGCGGUUCCUUCGGCUGGCCUUCAUGUACCGGCUCACCCCUGCCAAUGCGACGCGGCCUCUGCGGCUAUCAGCCAACGCACUGCCCACAGCAACGGUUUUCUAUCAGAUGCCACUCGCCAUGGCCAUCUACAAGAUCAUCGGACAGCAGCUCACAUACAGAGGGACCCGCCUGGCGCUGCAGCAAGGCAAUGACGGGAGCUAUCGGAUCGGCAAUGAGGCGCCCCUUCGUGUGGUACCGUUGGGCGAGCUGCCUGCCGGCCAUCCCUAUACUGAAGGCUACAAGGAGACCGAUCCCGUCAUCCGCUGGGGCGAAAACUGGCUCUUUCCCUCAUUCUCGACAUUCCUGCUGCGCCUGCUGGCUGGCAGGUGGUGCUGUCAACAAGGGGUCGACUGCAUGAGGGUGCUCUCAGCACGAGUCGGCCGUGAUGACCACCGCCGUGGCCGCUUGAUAGCCGAGGGCAUCACAGAGGAUCUGGGCAUCGCUGUCAACUGGCGCAACGACCGAGGCAACCUGAAUGGUGAUCAUGUGGAUGAGUACCGUUUUGUCAUACUGUGCGGCUUCAGACGAGGCGAGACGGUCGCUGCAUAUCUGUGGGUGACGGCCCGCCACAUCGAGCUGUGGACGACCGAGCGACGCGCUUCGAAUCUACCCUCGCUCGUCUUCCGCUUCCCCCUAUCAGUGCCCCUGUGGUGUCGUGUGUUGGCGCGCUUCGAGCUGGAGACCGACGUCAUCAGCAGGGUGAGGGUGCUGGUGUGAGUGGUGAUUGAGCGUUGGUGCAUUUUAUGGGUCUGCCUGUCUGAGGGGGUCGAGCAAGGGCUAUGGCGAUAUCUGUUGAUGUGUGACCGAUUUUCGUGAAUCGUUGAUUUUUCUUUCGGAGACAGAAGCAUUCUGAAUGUGCACAAAUAGCCUUGGAUCGCUACCUUGAGAAGGAAAUGAU
Messenger RNA from Vitrella brassicaformis, 1898 nucleotides. The record is from the annotation of a GenBank genome assembly. Lineage: Eukaryota; Vitrellaceae.